AUGAAAUGUGCAGGAAAACUUCACAGAAAAAAGCUGAAUAAAAAUUCGCUUUUAAUUUGUUUUAGCACAACAAAAGCGAUGCCCUCGAGAAAGGUUCUCAUUGAAAAGGAUACGAAAAUUGAUUUACCCAAAAGAAAAAAAAGUGGAAAAGAAACACAAACAAAUACGUGGGUGAGAACGGAGGGGAAAAACAAGAAGAAAGAAACUAAUUACUUAGCUUAG
This is a messenger RNA of Clunio marinus, 222 nucleotides long. The record is from the annotation of a GenBank genome assembly. Lineage: Eukaryota; Metazoa; Arthropoda; Insecta; Diptera; Chironomidae.